Messenger RNA from Plasmodium knowlesi strain H, 1072 nucleotides. Its product is annotated as SICAvar, type I (fragment). The annotation marks the transcript as partial. The record is from RefSeq and is a predicted model, not a curated record. The transcript is spliced from 2 exons. Lineage: Eukaryota; Apicomplexa; Aconoidasida; Haemosporida; Plasmodiidae.
AUGGUAUCAGGAUCGGGCAAUGGCGGCGGUGCCGGUGGUGGUGGUAGUGGCACCGGUGGUGCUGGUGCCGCUGGUGGUACCACUCCCAUGUUUCAGGAGUGGUUAGAGAAAUUAUCGACAGAUGGGGCAUUGACCAGCAGUUCGAGUGGUCAGAACAUUGCAGAAAAAGUGAGGACUGAUUUGGAGAAAACAUGGAAGAAAUUGGAGGGUUCGCUGGUGCCGCAGGAGUCCGCGGAGAUACAUAAGUUCUGUGGGAAAGGGAGCAUAACGUGGCCAGCAGGUAGCGGGGCGCAGCCGCAAUAUAUGGAAAUAUUGUGCCAAGCUCUAUUAGAAAUAAAAUAUUUCGUGAGUGGUGUGAGCAGGAGGAGGAAGCUUCAAGAUGGGAAACCAACGGGUUAUGAUGAGGCACCAGUUAUCGCAGAUUUUACUGAGGAUAAGGGCGAAGCCUUUAAUCGCUGCAUUGUCGGAACAGUUGCCCUUUCCACCAUUUACGGUGAUCACUGUAAAUUAAUGGAAGUUAUAGAGAAGGUUGAGACGAACAUAGGGGACAAAGUGGACGCCCAAUUAAUAGAGCAUCUGAAGCAAGGGGGAAAGAGUGGAAAGCCGGAUCUCUCAAAACAAUUGAAUAAAUGUAGUGCUCUGACGUACAACGAUUUAAUAGUUGGGAAGUCUGUUUUGGGUGACACAAUCAAACUAUGGACAAAACAGAAGAGGGACGAGGGCAAUAGUGGACCCUGGAGGAUAAAGAUUCCGUGGUCCCAUUGGCCAAGUAUCUGUAACAGCGGGAAGCAGCCGGCGGGGGACAGCACGAAACAGAAGGAAUACUUAAAGGAUAAUGCAAGUAGCAUGACGGACUUCAUGAAACUGAGCAGCAGCACCACUCAGAGUAGUAGCGCUGGUACACCAUCCAUAUCCGACGUAUUAGUAAAUGAGGACUACACCAUUCCAAAGGACAAAUUGUUAACAGCUUUCGAGUCAGUAGUACAGAGUGCCAGUACUGUUAGCAGUCCUAACUCCCUCGAUGUGAAGACACUAAUGGACAGUCUGACGAAGUUAUCCCAAGACCAAUCAG